AUGGCGCUGCCCCGGGGGCUCGUCCUGCUGCUGCUGCUGGGGGGGCGCGGCGCCGCCAUCGCCAUCCCCCCCGAGUAUUCGCUGCACGAGCUGCAGCAGCCCCCCGAGCUGACGGAGCAGCCCCCGGAGCAGCUGGUGGUGUUCCCCAGCGAUGACGUCAUCCUCAAGUGCGCCGCCACCGGCAACCCCCCGGUGCAGUUCCGCUGGUCCCGUGAGGGUCUCCCGUUCUCUGCGGAGCUCCCGGGGGUGUCGCUGUCCCCCGGGGGUGGCACCUUGGUCAUCAACGCCAGCCUGGCCGGGCGGCUGCAGGGCCGCUUCCGCUGCGCCGCCAGCAACGCGCUGGGCACGGCCCUGUCACCCUGGAGCCGCGUCAUCGCUGAGAACACGCCGCAGUGGCCCAAGGAGAAGGUGUCGCCGGUGGAGGUGGAGGAGGGGGACCCCGUGGUGCUGCCCUGCGACCCCCCCAAAAGCGCCGUGCCCCCCAAGAUCUACUGGCUCAACUCCCGGAUCGUGCACAUCGCUCAGGACGCCCGGGUCAGCAUGGGGCAGGACGGGUUCCUGUACUUUGCCAACGCUCAGGUCGGGGACAGCCACCCCGAUUACAUCUGCCACGCCCAUUACCUGGGACCCCGCACCAUCAUCCAGAAGGAGCCGCUGGACCUGCGAGUCACCCCCAGUAACUCGGUGCAGUCCCGGCGGCCCCGCCUGGUGGUCCCGAGGGACCCCCAACCCACCCACGUGGCUCUGAGGGGGGAGACCCUGGUGCUGGAGUGCAUCGCCGAGGGGCUCCCCACUCCCUGGAUCUCCUGGCGGAGGCUGAACGGGCCGCUGCCCCCGGGCCGGGCUGUGCUGGACAAUUUUAACAAAACCCUGAGGCUGCGCUCGGUGUCCGAGGCCGACGAUGGAGAGUACGAGUGCACGGCCCAGAACGGACUGGGCAGCACACGGAGCAGCCAGCUGGUCACUGUGGAGGCUGCCCCGUACUGGGUGCGCCGGCCCCAGAGCGGGGUGUUCGGGCCGGGGGAGACAGCGAGGCUGGACUGCGCCGUGGGGGGCAAACCCCGACCCCAAAUCGCCUGGAGCAUCAACGGGGUCCCACUGCAGGAUGUGCCGGACUCGGGGCGCCGGCUGCUGCGGGACGGGGCUCUGGUCCUGUCCCACCUGGAGCCCAACGACUCCAUGGUCGCCCAGUGCGAGGCCACCAACAGCCACGGGCGGCUCCUGGCCAACGCCUUCGUCUACGUCGUGGAGCUGCCGGUGCAGAUCCUGAGCCCCAACUCGUCGCUCUACGAGCUGGUGGAGAACCAGACGGCGUUCCUGCACUGCCGCGCCUUCGGAGCCCCCGCGCCCACCGUGGAGUGGCUGGGCCCGCGGCAGGAGCCGGCUCUGGAGGACGAGCGCGCCUUCGUCUUCACCAACGGCUCCCUGCGCCUGGGCCCGCUCGGCCGGGGGGACUCGGGGGGCUUCACCUGCCGAGCCCACAACGCCCACGGCAACGCCAGCGCCCACGCCCAGCUCCGAGUCUGGGGGGCCACGCGGAUCCAGGUGCCCCCCCAGAGCGUGAGGGCCAAGAAGGGCGAGACGGUGACGUUCACCUGCGGGGCCACCUUCGACCCCGGCCUGGAGCCCCGCGGGCUCCUGUGGCUGCGAGACGGGACCCCCGUGCUGGAGACCCCCGACAGCGACAAGUUCUCGGUGGCCGGGGACUCGCUGACGGUGGCCGGGGUGGAUUACGGGGACCAGGGCCGGUUCCGCUGCCGCGCCUGGACCCGGCUGGACGCGGCCGAGGCUGAGGCCGAGCUCAGGGUCGUGGGCCGGCCGGGCCCCGUGCGGGACCUGCAGGUUCUGGAGGUCGGGGAGCGCCAGGUCCGGCUGAGCUGGACCCCGGGGGAGGAUCACAACAGCCCCGUGGAGAAGUUCGUGGUGGAGCAGGAGGAGGGGAUUUUCUCCCCCGGCCGUUUCGAGGAGCUGCUGACGGUCCCGGGGGGGCGUCCCUGGACCCCCCUGACCCUCUCCCCCUACGGCCGGUACCGGUUCCGGGUCCGGGCGGUCAACGGCUUCGGCCGCGGCGAUCCCAGCGUGCCCAGCACCGAAAUCAGCACCGGCCCGGCCGCCCCUGAGCGAUACCCGAUGGGGGUGAAGGGGGAGGGGAACGAGACCAACAACCUGGUGAUCACCUGGCAGCCGCUGCCCCCCGGGGACUGGAACGCCCCCGAGCUCCGGUACCGGGUCCAGUGGCGGCCGCUGGGGUCGGGCCGGGGUCUCUGGGCCGAGGCCACGGUCGGGGACCCCCCCCUGGUGGUCCGGGACACCCCAACUUUCAGCCCCUACGAGAUCCGGGUGCAGGCGCUGAACGAGGCCGGGAAGGGCCCCGAGCCCCCCGUGGUCAUCGGCUACUCCGGGGAGGAUCUGCCCCUGGUGUACCCCGAGAAUGUCGGGGUGGAGAUCCUGAACAGCACCAGCGUCCGCGUCAGCUGGAGCCUGGGGGGAGCCGAGCGCGACCUGCGGGGGCACCUCAGGGGCUUCCGGGUUCUCUACUGGCGCGAGGGGUGGGUGGGGGAGCGCUCCCGGCGCCAGGCCCCGCCCCCCCCCGGGACCCCCGGGACCCCCGGGACCCCCGGGACCCCCGGGACCCCUCCCCAGCCGGGGGUGCUGACGGUGCCGGGCGAGGCCAGCGGGGCCGUUCUGGGGGGGCUUCACCCCUGGAGCCGCUACCGCCUGCAGGUGCUGGUGUUCAACGGGCGGGGGGCGGGACCCCCCAGCGCCGAGAUCCGGUUCCACACCCCCGAGGGAGUGCCGGGCCCCCCCGAGGAGCUGCGCGUGGAGCGCCUCGGGGACACCGCGCUGGGCCUCGAGUGGCGGCGGCCGCGACACCCGAACGGAAUCGUCACCGGCUACGUGCUCCAGUACCGGCUGCAAAACCAAACCGAGGGGGAGUUUCCGGAUGAGAUUUCGUUCCCCGCGGGGACCCUGAACACGACCCUGGUCCGGCUGCAGCCCCGGGGCCGGUACCGGCUCGAGCUCCGGGCUCGGACCCGCCGCGGGCUCGGGGCUCCCCUCGUGCGCCUCGGCAGCCUCGCCCCCGAGCCCGUGCUGCCGGUUUUGGGGAGCGUCGGUUUUGGGGAGGUGGGCGAGGAUUUCACCGUCCUGCGCUGGACCCUCGCCCAACCCCAGGCCAACAUCGAGUUCGAGGUGGAGUACAUGAGCAAAACCACGGAGGAGCCGUGGAGAUCCUCGGGCCGGGCCAACUCUUCCCUGGGUCGGUACCGGCUCGGGGACCUCCGGCCCGGGACCUCGUACCGGGUCCAGUUCGUGGGACGGAACCACUCCGGGGAGCGAGUGGCGUUCUGGGAGAGCGAGGUUCACACCAACGGCACCUUGCUGCCCCGCCCCGCCGGAGGUUUCGCCACCGAGGGUUGGUUCAUCGGCUUCGUCAGCGCCGCGGUUCUGCUGCUCCUCCUCAUCCUCAUCCUCUGCUUCAUCAAACGCAGCAAGGGGGGCAAGUAUUCGGUGAAGGACAAGGAGGACACGCAGGUGGACUCGGAGGCGAGGCCGAUGAAGGACGAGACUUUUGGGGAGUACCGGUCCCUGGAGAGUGACGGCGAGGAGAAGGCGUCGGGCAGCUCGGGGGGCUCGGUGUGCGCGGCGGGCGCGGCGCUGGGCAGCGAUGACAGCCUGGCCGGCUACGGCGGCAGCGCCGAUGUCCAGUUCAACGAGGACGGCUCCUUCAUCGGCCAAUACAGCGGCACCCGCGGCACGGCCGGCGGCAGCUCCGGCCCCGCCAGCCCCUCGGCCGCCGCGCCCCUCGACUGACCCCCAGCCAGCGGGGACAGCGGGGGGACAGCGGGGGGACAGCGGGGGGACAGCGGG
This is a messenger RNA of Poecile atricapillus (Black-capped chickadee), 3870 nucleotides long. RefSeq names its product L1 cell adhesion molecule (gene L1CAM). NCBI's taxonomy places the organism in Eukaryota, Metazoa, Chordata, Aves, Passeriformes, Paridae. Gene Ontology annotation, biological process: homophilic cell-cell adhesion; axon guidance; dendrite self-avoidance. Gene Ontology annotation, molecular function: cell-cell adhesion mediator activity. The record is from RefSeq and is a predicted model, not a curated record. Gene Ontology annotation, cellular component: plasma membrane; axon.